UCCUUGAACUUUGACCCCGCCCUUCCUUCCUUCCUUCCGUCCUCCCGCCCACCUUCCCAGCCCCCAAAGGCCGAGCGCGAGGCAGCAGACGGGGCAGUGUGGCGGCGAAGGCAGAGGCAGGCCGUUGUUUCCUCCUCCUCCUCCCCCCCGUUGACGGCGAUGCUCUUGGCCUCCCUUCGGCCGUGACCCUCGCCUCGCUUGCGUCCCAGCCCCGCCUCAGGCUACGGACAAGGCGGAGUCGCCGCCAGCCCUGACGAGGGUCCGCCCGGUUUCCCCGCUUCCCUUCUUCUCCUCCUCCUCCUCCUUCUUCCUCCUCAGCCCUGGGCGACGUGGAGCCGUCGGGACGCGGCCCUCAGCGGGACCCCCUUCGACAUCAUGGCCAGCGCCUCGUACCACAUCUCCAACCUGCUGGAGAAAAUGACGUCCAGCGACAAGGACUUCAGGUUUAUGGCAACAAAUGACUUGAUGACUGAACUACAGAAAGAUUCUAUCAAGCUAGAUGAUGACAGUGAAAGGAAGGUUGUGAAAAUGAUUUUGAAAUUGCUGGAAGAUAAAAAUGGUGAAGUGCAAAAUUUAGCUGUCAAAUGCCUCGGGCCAUUGGUGAGUAAAGUGAAAGAAUACCAAGUGGAGACAAUUGUAGAUACCCUUUGUACUAAUAUGCUUUCUGAUAAAGAGCAGCUACGUGAUAUUUCAAGCAUUGGCCUUAAAACAGUCAUUGGAGAACUUCCUCCUGCUUCCAGUGGUUCUGCGUUAGCAGCUAAUGUUUGCAAAAAAAUUACUGGUCGUCUCACUAGUGCAAUUGCCAAGCAAGAAGAUGUGUCUGUUCAGUUAGAAGCCUUGGACAUCAUGGCUGAUAUGCUGAGCAGGCAAGGAGGACUGCUUGUUAACUUCCAUCCUUCUAUUCUGACCUGUCUGCUUCCUCAGCUGACGAGUCCAAGGCUUGCUGUGAGAAAAAGAACAAUAAUUGCUCUAGGUCAUCUUGUUAUGAGUUGUGGCAACAUAGUGUUUGUUGAUCUUAUUGAGCAUCUGUUGACAGAACUUUCCAAAAAUGAUUCCAUGUCAACAACUAGGACCUAUAUACAGUGUAUUGCUGCCAUCAGUAGGCAAGCAGGUCAUAGAAUAGGUGAAUACCUUGAGAAAAUUAUCCCUUUGGUAGUAAAAUUUUGUAAUGUUGAUGAUGAUGAACUUCGAGAAUAUUGCAUUCAAGCAUUUGAAUCAUUUGUUAGAAGAUGUCCUAAAGAAGUUUAUCCUCAUGUCACUACCAUUAUAAACAUUUGUCUUAAGUACCUUACUUAUGAUCCCAAUUAUAAUUAUGAUGAUGAGGAUGAAGAUGAAAAUGCUAUGGACGCUGAUGGUGCAGACGAUGAUGAUCAAGGGAGUGAUGAUGAAUAUAGUGAUGAUGAUGACAUGAGCUGGAAGGUUAGACGUGCAGCUGCAAAAUGCUUGGAUGCUGUAGUCAGUACACGGCAUGAAAUGCUACCAGAGUUCUACAAGACAGUGUCUCCUGCUUUAAUUGCUAGAUUCAAGGAGCGAGAAGAGAAUGUAAAAGCAGAUGUUUUCCAUGCCUACCUCUCUCUCUUAAAACAAACUCGACCUGUGCAGAGUUGGCUUUGUGAUCCUGAUGCAAUGGAACAAGGAGAGACACCUUUAACAAUGCUUCAGAGUCAGGUUCCCAACAUUGUUAAAGCCUUGCACAAACAAAUGAAGGAAAAAAGUGUGAAGACUCGCCAGUGUUGUUUUAACAUGCUAACGGAAUUGGUCAAUGUUUUGCCUGGUGCUCUCACACAACAUGUUCCUGUACUUGUUCCAGGCAUAAUUUUUUCACUGAAUGACAAAUCAAGUUCUUCUAAUCUGAAGAUAGAUGCUUUAUCGUGUUUGUAUGUGAUCCUCUGUAAUCACGCUCCCCAAGUUUUUCAUCCUCAUGUUCAUGCAUUGGUGCCUCCUGUUGUCGCAUGUGUUGGAGACCCAUUUUAUAAAAUAACAUCAGAGGCACUUUUGGUUACCCAGCAGCUUGUGAAAGUCAUUCGCCCUUUGGAUCAGCCUUCCUCUUUUGAUGCCACUCCUUAUAUCAAAGAUUUGUUUACUUGUACAAUCAAGAGACUGAAAGCUGCUGAUAUUGAUCAGGAAGUAAAAGAGAGGGCAAUCUCCUGUAUGGGUCAAAUCAUUUGCAGUCUUGGUGACAAUCUUGGAUCUGACUUACCUAGUACACUUCAGAUCUUCCUAGAGAGACUGAAAAAUGAGAUCACUCGGUUAACCACUGUGAAGGCUUUGACUCUUAUAGCUGGUUCACCUCUGAAGAUAGAUCUAAGGCCAAUUCUAGGAGAGGGUGUUCCUAUUCUUGCUUCAUUUCUCAGAAAGAACCAGCGAGCUUUGAAACUUGGAACACUUGCUGCUUUAGACAUUUUAAUCAAAAACUACAGUGACAGUUUGACAGCUGCUAUGAUUGAUGCUGUCCUAGAUGAGCUUCCACCUCUUAUUAGUGAGAGUGAUAUGCAUGUCUCACAAAUGGCUAUUAGUUUUUUGACCACACUAGCUAAAGUUUAUCCUUCGUCUCUCUCAAAAAUCAGUGGGUCCAUACUGAAUGAACUUAUUGGGCUAGUGAGGUCACCACUUUUGCAGGGUGGAGCACUUAGUGCCAUGCUAGAAUUUUUCCAAGCUCUGGUUGUAACUGGAACAAGUAAUUUGGGAUAUAUGGAUUUAUUGCGCAUGCUAACAGGGCCUGUGUAUUCUCAGAGUACAGCACUUACUCAUAAGCAGUCUUAUUAUUCCAUUGCCAAAUGUGUAGCUGCCCUUACACGAGCAUGCCCCAAAGAGGGACCAGCAGUAGUAGGUCAAUUUAUUCAGGAUGUCAAGAACUCAAGAUCUACAGAUUCCAUUCGUCUCUUAGCUUUGCUUUCUCUUGGGGAAGUUGGACAUCAUAUUGACUUAAGUGGGCAAAUAGAGCUAAAAUCUGUGAUACUAGAAGCAUUCUCCUCUCCUAGUGAAGAAGUGAAGUCUGCAGCUUCUUAUGCAUUGGGCAGCAUCAGUGUCGGCAAUCUUCCUGAAUAUCUUCCAUUUGUCUUACAAGAAAUAACCAGCCAACCUAAAAGGCAAUACCUUUUGCUCCAUUCCUUGAAGGAGAUAAUUAGCUCUGCAUCAGUUCAAGGUCUCAAACCAUAUGUGGAGAGCAUCUGGUCUUUGCUCCUGAAACAUUGUGAAUGUGCAGAAGAGGGUACCAGGAAUGUCGUUGCUGAAUGCUUGGGGAAGCUGACAUUAAUAGACCCAGAAACUCUACUCCCACGUCUCAAAGGAUAUUUGGCAUCAGGAUCAUCAUAUGCUCGAAGUUCAGUGGUUACUGCCGUGAAGUUCACCAUAUCUGAUCAUCCACAGCCCAUUGAUCCUCUAUUAAAGAACUGUAUAGGUGACUUUCUGAAAACAUUGGAAGAUCCAGAUCUUAAUGUGAGACGUGUAGCUCUGGUAACAUUUAAUUCAGCAGCACACAAUAAGCCUUCACUUAUAAGGGACCUUCUAGAUACUGUGCUUCCACAUCUUUAUAAUGAAACAAAAGUCAGGAAAGAAUUAAUAAGAGAGGUGGAAAUGGGGCCUUUUAAGCAUACAGUUGAUGAUGGUCUUGAUAUUAGAAAGGCAGCUUUUGAGUGCAUGUACACUCUUCUGGAUAGUUGUCUGGAUAGACUAGACAUCUUUGAAUUCUUAAACCAUGUCGAAGAUGGCUUGAAGGAUCACUAUGAUAUUAAGAUGCUAACAUUUUUAAUGCUGGUAAGGUUAUCUACACUAUGUCCAAGUGCAGUAUUGCAGAGGCUGGAUAGACUGGUUGAACCUUUGCGUGCUACAUGUACAACUAAGGUAAAAGCAAAUUCUGUGAAACAGGAAUUUGAAAAGCAAGAUGAACUGAAGCGUUCUGCCAUGAGAGCAGUGGCAGCACUAUUAACCAUUCCAGAAGCAGAAAAGAGUCCUCUGAUGAGUGAAUUUCAGUCACAAAUAAGCUCUAAUCCUGAGCUUGCUGCCAUCUUCGAAAGUAUCCAAAAAGAUUCAUCAUCUACUAAUUUGGAAUCAAUGGACACUAGUUAAUUUGUUCAAAACAGGGACCAUUAAUUUGACCCAUAUGAUGCACUGAAUUGACAAGUUAAACAAAAAAGAAAAUAAUCUAAUCUUUACAAUGUUCCAAUUUACUUUUAUGGAGACAGUUUGGCUUUUUCCCAUUGUUGCUUUUGUAGCAUUUAUUCCAGAAUAUCAAUUUCCAUAACUCAAAAGUUGUAAGCCACUCAUGUUUUAGUGGAUUUGGACACACAUUAAAUAGAAAAUAAAAGGCAUUAAAAUGCAUGGUGUAUGGAAAUAGAUUCCAACAUCCAUUUGCCCUGUAAUGUUUAGGAUUAAAAGUUUAAAAAUUUGUGAUCCUGAUUUUUCUUUUCAUUUUUUGUGAUAUAAAACAUACUGUUUUGUAUAACUUUCAUCUUUUUAUUUCAGCUACAUAAAUUGAUUUUGGCUGGCAGAUCAAAAUAAAACUUUGUAAUACUUAUUGUGCAGAGGACCUGGGCACAGUUUAAAAAUGCAGACACAAGUAAAUGUCAUUUUUAAAGGUGUGGAAGUAAAACAUAUUUCCUGUUGUUCACACUACUUUUGCAUGAACAAGUUUACAAAUAUAUGUUGUCUGUAAAA
This is a messenger RNA of Sceloporus undulatus (fence lizard), 4656 nucleotides long. It is a transcript of the gene CAND1, whose product is annotated as cullin associated and neddylation dissociated 1. Bases 376 to 4068 code for a protein of 1230 amino acids. Lineage: Eukaryota; Metazoa; Chordata; Lepidosauria; Squamata; Phrynosomatidae. Gene Ontology annotation, cellular component: nucleus. The record is from RefSeq and is a predicted model, not a curated record. Gene Ontology annotation, biological process: SCF complex assembly; protein ubiquitination. The transcript has 15 exons.